Messenger RNA from Daphnia carinata, 1058 nucleotides. It is a transcript of the gene Uch, whose product is annotated as ubiquitin carboxyl-terminal hydrolase isozyme L3-like. Gene Ontology annotation, biological process: protein deubiquitination; ubiquitin-dependent protein catabolic process. The coding region runs from base 182 to 871 and encodes 229 amino acids. Lineage: Eukaryota; Metazoa; Arthropoda; Branchiopoda; Diplostraca; Daphniidae. The record is from RefSeq and is a predicted model, not a curated record. Gene Ontology annotation, cellular component: cytoplasm. The transcript has 7 exons. Gene Ontology annotation, molecular function: cysteine-type deubiquitinase activity.
GCAGGCUGUCCACUAGUCUAGAUCACGUUGCUUUUGCGAUUUCCUUCUUUCAUUAGGUUUCGAGCAAUCGACGUCAGUGUCCGACGAGUCGGGUGCUUCACUUUGGAAUCGUCCACGCCGUAGCUACGAAGUCCAGUAAAGUUAUUCUCUUAUCACGUUGUUGUAGGUAUUUCCAAGUAAAAUGUCAGGCAAUAAACGCUGGAUCCCACUUGAGUCGAACCCCGAGGUGAUGAACAAGUUUCUCACAACUGUUGGGGUAUCAAGCACGUGGAAAAUCAAUGAUGUUUAUGGCUUGGACUCUGAAUUGUUGGCCACCGUUCCUCAACCUGUUUUGGCUGUUCUCUUGCUGUUUCCCAUCAACGAGAAGUUUGAAAGCUAUUUCAAGAAGCAAGAGGAGGAGAAGAAAUCUGAAGCUAUUUCUCCCAGUCUCUACUUUAUGAAACAGACAGUUGGCAAUGCGUGUGGCACUAUCGCUUUGAUCCAUGCUGUGGCCAACAACUUGGACAAAAUUGAUCUGACUCCUGGACAUUUGAAGAAUUUUUUGGACGCCACUAAAGAUCUCUCUCCGGAAGCUAGGGCAGAAAAGCUGGAGGCCGACGAGGGUCUUUCUUCUGCCCACGAAGAAAGCGCGCAAGGAGGCCAAACUGAAGCCCCGAGCCGUGACGAGAAUGUUAACUUACAUUUUAUUACGUUGAUCCACCAUUCUGGAGGACUAUACGAAUUAGAUGGCCGCAAGUCUCGUCCGAUGCCGCACGGCAAUACCACACCAGAAACGUUUCUUGAGGACGCAGCCAAAGUAUGCCGCGAACUGAUGGCCGUCGAUCCCGAAGAAGUUCAUUUCACGCUGGUUGCCUUAACCGGCGCCCAAUAGGCAUUUGAGCAUCACGCUUUAUUGGGGUGAAGGAAAGAAAUGUUACUAUAUUCCUCGAAAAUUCUAUUUCUUCGUGUUCAAGCUUCCCCCCCCCUCAACUCAAACAUGUAAGUUAAAGCUUGUUCAUUUCAGAACAGUCAAAAUUCAUUUGCAUGUUUAACCUAAUAAAAAUUUAUCUGUUCAAUAA